This is a messenger RNA of Emericellopsis atlantica, 2504 nucleotides long. RefSeq names its product ER-golgi trafficking TRAPP I complex 85 kDa subunit-domain-containing protein. The record is from RefSeq and is a predicted model, not a curated record. Lineage: Eukaryota; Fungi; Ascomycota; Sordariomycetes; Hypocreales; Bionectriaceae. The transcript has a single exon. Gene Ontology annotation, cellular component: phagophore assembly site; cytoplasmic vesicle; TRAPPIII protein complex. The coding region runs from base 206 to 2437 and encodes 743 amino acids. Gene Ontology annotation, biological process: endoplasmic reticulum to Golgi vesicle-mediated transport; protein localization to phagophore assembly site.
CUUUGAGGAGUGUCCACGGUGAUGCGGCGAGCGUCGAUACACUUACGUGCGUAUUGCAGUCACUUUUCAAUGUUCAAAAUCGCAUAGAAAGAACAUGCCGAGCUUGCCUGCUGCUCGAUUCACCGGCGCCAUCUCCGUCUCCUGCGGUCCAUGAGCCCGACCACUGGACCACCAAUUUUCCCGAACUCCUUCUCUCGUCGUUCCGAUGCCCGCAUCCCCUCCGCCUCACAAUGACGCUCCAUCGUCCGAAGAGCCUUUGCAGGCCUUGCCAGCUGCUGCUGCGUUAGUCAAAUCGCCGCUACUGCGAUCCGUCUCUGGCCAAGACCCCCUCACAAUGUCCUCCUCGACCGAAUCGCUACCGUAUCGUCGCUCGAACCCAGUAGCUGCUUCCCUGUACGCUUCCACACUAUCACCACCUGGUUCGCGUUCCAUGUCGCCAGCGGGACGGGGCUCUCCAUCAAGGGUGCUAGCAGGCACAGUUUUCGAUGCGCCAUCAGGGCCCCUGCCAGAGGGCGCAGGCGAGAAGCCGGGGGAUCCGCUGAACUUGAUAGUCAAAGCCUUCGUGCCACACGUUGCCAUACAAGCUUCGAGCGACGUUCAGGAUCUUGCUAGAAGCAAAGGGUUCAAAAAUGGGCUUUGGGAACUUCUACGACCCUUCGGCGAGCGAAUACAGGGCAAGGUUGCGAUCAGGGAUAGCAACGGAGUCAGUAAGCUUGCAGAAGACUUCUCAGUACGAUUCACCAGGUUCGGUGCGGAUGUGGAGCACCCCGACGUUGGCUUUAAGCAACAAGCUUCGGGACAGGAAGAUCAGGGUAUGUCGAGAGACAAGAGAACGCUGGCCGCUGUAGAGGAAGUGGUUGAUCGCCAUCUGUCGUAUGCCGAGCAAUCUUUUCUCAACAUGCCACAGCACAGCCAGAGCACGACACAGGGGUUAGACAUUGAGACUACCAGCCCUUACUACGCCUUAUUCCUCAGACGGUUAUUAUCUGGCAUGCCAAUCGUGGCUCACGAGACCUUUGGACAUCCAGUGGCGUGCGUAGUCGCUGUAAGCGCACGGUCGGAUGACUCAGUGGGCGAGUUGCGCCAAAUUUACGAGACGAGCCAAGGGCCGAACAGACUUCCGCCAUGGGUGGACGGCGACUAUUUACGAUAUUAUGUCCUGGUACAUGACGAGGAAAACGACGAUAUCCAAAGAUCAAUGGCCCUGUUUGAACAGAUGAAGCGACAUCUGGGACUUCACUGCCAUUUGCUCAGACUUCGGAGCAGUCAAAGUGCGGAAACAGAUGACGACAGUAUUCCCCUACCGCGGAGUGAGUGGAUUUCGGCAACAGAAGAGCUGGCUGAAAUCAAGAAGAGCGAAGAUGAGGAAGACGAUUUCGAGGAUCCAACCAGGCACAUUUUCGAGUCAGAUGCGACUGCGAUACGAACAUUCAUUAGGGAAAUGGUCACACAGUCUAUUGUACCAACAAUGGAACGCCACGUCUCGAUAUGGAAUGACCAGAUUGCAUCGCGUAGACGUGGUUUCGCCGGUCGGUUCAUGAAUCUGUCACGCAAAUUCAACUUUGGAGGAGGAGGCAGGUCUUCUACUGGCAGCAGCGGUAUGGGCAAGGACAACUACGACGCUGCAGGUUUCUUCCGCGCAGAUGCACCCGAGGCAAUCAUGCGCAAGCUUGCCGACUACGCAUUCAUGUUGAGAGACUUCAAGCUAGCCCACUCGACGUAUGAGCUGCUGCGAACAGACUUUGCCGACUCGAAAGCGUGGAAGCAUCACGCCGCUACGAACGAGAUGGCUGCGAUCAGCCUCUUGAUACAAACGCAGCAGAUUACCUCGAAGACACGGGCAGAGACGAUCGAUCAGAUGCUCGAAUCUGCCUUUUACUCCUACCAUACCCGGUGCAGCGCGCCAUUCGGGGCGAUGCGUAGUUUGACGCUAUGUCUGGAGCUGCUGCGACUUAGGGGUGGCACCAGUGUUGAUGAUGCGAGCCGAUGGGGCAUUCGAUUGCUCGAGUCCCGUAUUCUUGGACCUGUCGGCGAUGCCCUCAUCAAGGAGCGCCUAGCGAUUUGCCAUGCCUCUAAAGAAGGAGUCGGAAGUUGGCACUGGGGAGCCCGCUAUCGUAAGUCUGCCGCAUGGAGUGUUCUCGCAGCAGACGCAUGGAUGCAGCACGAGCGCUACCUCCCGGCUCAACGGUGCUUGAAUGAGGCGCGGAAAACAUAUGCCGCUCUGCCUACGAAACACGGUAUCUCAAAAUUUGAAUCCGCGCAUGGCUUCAUAGAGUCUCUGGAAAGGGCCCUGUCGGAUAAGCUGGAUCACACAGGCGAGGCGAGCAAGGACAUAGACGAGGAAAGUGAGGCUUUGAUGGAUUCAAGGCCUCGCAGGUCAAGUGGUGCGAGGAGGACCAGCGUUAUCGAGACAGCACCACUACAUAAAGAAGACUGAGUAUGGUCGUUCUAGAUUUUCUAGUAUAUAUUACACUACAUAAGCUUCACAGACAGCGUGAAGGCUG